Molecule: messenger RNA, 1937 nt
Organism: Stegastes partitus (bicolor damselfish)
Lineage: Eukaryota; Metazoa; Chordata; Actinopteri; Pomacentridae
Gene: mc1r
Product: melanocortin 1 receptor
Exons: 1
Coding region: 546-1523 (325 amino acids)
Biological process (GO): G protein-coupled receptor signaling pathway
Cellular component (GO): membrane
Molecular function (GO): melanocyte-stimulating hormone receptor activity
Source: RefSeq, a predicted model, not a curated record
UCACCCUCUAACGCACGAGGUGCCGCAGUCUUAGUUGGAUCUCAGCAUGUUGGUCAGAACAGUGUGAGCUGCUGCGGACAGACGGAUUAGGAGCAGAAUGACAGUAAAAAAUCAUCAUCUGCUACGUUUUGAUGGAGCAGCACAUUUCGUUGAUCUCCCGACAGGACGUUGUGCAUGAAUAAGACAGAAGAAGACUUGGGUGAGGAGACGCGCCAUCUCUCCACGGACCGCUGUGCUGCGUAAACUGGACUUUUCCCCACAAGCCACGAAGAGUUAUCUGGACUCUUUAAUGACUUAAAUCAAUGUAAAUUACAUUUCAUAAAGCUGCUAGAGACGCUUUGUGAGCUGUCAAUGCCCUGAUGGGCUUCACAAUCAAAUAGCUGUCUGGAUUUUUUAUUUUUAUUUUUGCUUCUGGCUGAGCGGCAAAGUCUGAACAGCUGAUGCCGAAGCAUCCUCCUACCUGCCGAGACAACUGAUGAAACUUCCUGAAGUUUGACUCUGAAGUUCAACAGACAGCCUGCACAUCUAUCACCAAGGAUUCGGACAUGGAGAUGACCAACAGGUCAGUGCAUUACCCCUCCAUCCUCCACGUGGAGCUCGGCCCGCUAAAUGACUUCAUGGAUGACAACGAAACCAACUCCACGGUCGGUGAUCAAAACUUGCUGGGCUGCGUUCAGAUCCGCAUCCCCCAGGAGCUCUUCCUGGCGCUGGGAGUCAUCAGCCUGGUGGAGAACAUCCUGGUGAUUCUGGCCAUCAUCAGGAACCGCAACCUGCACUCGCCCAUGUACUACUUCAUCUGCUGCCUGGCCGUGUCCGACAUGCUGGUGAGCGUCAGCAACGUGGUGGAGACCAUGUUCAUGCUCCUCAACGACCACGGCCUCAUGGACGUGCACCCCGGCAUGCUGCGCCACCUGGACAACGUCAUCGACGUGAUGAUCUGCAGCUCCGUGGUGUCGUCGCUCUCCUUCCUGUGCACCAUCGCCGCGGACCGCUACAUCACCAUCUUUUACGCGCUGCGCUAUCACAGCAUCAUGACCACGCAGCGCGCCAUCACCAUCAUCGUGGUGGUGUGGCUGGCCAGCAUCACCUCCAGCAUCCUCUUCAUCGUGUAUCACACCGACAACGCGGUCAUCGUGUGCCUCGUCACGUUCUUCUGCAUCACCCUGGUGUUCAACGCGGUGCUCUACCUGCACAUGUUUCUCCUGGCGCACGUGCAUUCCCGGCGCAUCAUGGCUUUCCACAAAAGCCGGCGCCAAUCCACGAGCAUGAAGGGAGCGAUCACCCUCACCAUUCUGCUCGGGGUCUUCAUUUUAUGCUGGGGCCCUUUCUUCCUCCACCUCAUCCUCAUCCUCGCCUGCCCCACCAGCCCCUUCUGCAACUGUUUCUUCCGAAACUUUAACCUUUUCCUCAUCCUCAUCAUCUGCAACUCGCUCAUCGAUCCGCUCAUUUACGCGUACCGGAGCCAGGAGCUGCGUAAAACCCUGCAGGAGCUGGUCCUCUGCUCUUGGUGCUUCGGCGUUUGAUGUUAUGUAAAUGUAGGGAAGAGAACAAGAGCAAAUCAGGUUAUUGACGCUGUUCUCCUCUCCUGAAUGUACAUUAUGACAGCCGUGACUGAGAUCUUGUGUGAACUGGCAGAUGGUGACCGUGCGCCACGCUGUCGGCCUACGAGCCGCUCUGAGACUGUAGCUGUCUUUACACAAAGACUUGUUUUCUUAUGGAAUUGGCUUCAGUUUUAGUUGCGGGUUUAUUUAUUGUUGUGUUACACUGCACUGAAUAAUCUGGAUAAAUCAUCUGACCAAUGAUUCUCUUAAAAAAUUGGAGAGAUUUCAAACACUGGAUCACAUUAUUGUAAACUGACGUGCUUCUUUUUGUGUCUGUUCAUUUAUUUUUCUUAUUUUUUUCUUUUUGUAAAUCAUGUGUUUUAUAUAUAAAGUGCC